This is a messenger RNA of Gordionus sp. m RMFG-2023, 1143 nucleotides long. Its product is annotated as zinc finger MYM-type protein 1-like. The record is from RefSeq and is a predicted model, not a curated record. The transcript has a single exon. The coding region runs from base 1 to 1143 and encodes 380 amino acids. Lineage: Eukaryota; Metazoa; Nematomorpha; Gordioida; Chordodea; Parachordodidae.
AUGAUUCAAUUAAAAACAUUUGGCGAAAUUCGUAUUGAAAAUAUGAUAGAUUUGAUGCGCAAAAUAUUAAUCGAACAGCAUAAUUCGAAAGUUAAAUCAAAUAGAGAAAUAUUGAAAAUUUUAAUCAUUUCUAUAUGUUUUUUUGGAGUUCAGCAGCUCGCAUUCCGUUGUGAUGAUGAAUCACCUAAUUCAGUAAAUAGAGGAAAUUAUAUUGAAUUAAUUUAUUUGCUCGCGGAAGAAAAUUUGCUAUUAAAACAUCAUUUAGAAAAUAGUACAACUUUUAUUGGACUAUCAAGUGAUAUCCAAAAUGAUUUAAUUUAUUCCAUUUCACAUGUCUUACACCAAAAAAUAUUAGAUGAAUUGGAAGAAACGGAAUUUAUAACAAUAAUAUUAGAUGAAACAAUUGAUAUAAAUAAUAAAUCCCAACUGGCUGUAGUUCUUCGAUAUGUUUUAAAUAACGGGACAUUAUGUGAAAGAUUUAUUGAAUUCUUUGAUGUUACAAUGCAUCGUGAUGCUAAUUCUUUAUCAAAAUUUGUCAUUAAAUUUUUGAAUGAUAAGAAAAUUAUGAAAAAAUUGAUAGGUCAAAGUUACGAUGGCGCAGCUGUUAUGUCAGGUGAUUCACAUGGAUUGCAAGCAAAAAUUAGAGACGUCAAUCCUUCUGCACUUUAUAUUCAUUGUUUUGCCCACAAGUUAAAUCUUAUAUUAUCAAAAUCUUGCAGCAAAUUUAAAGAAUGUAAGGUUUUUUUUGCAACUUUAUCUUGUUUAGCCAGUUUUUUUAGUACAUCAUCUAAGCGUACAGCAGAAUUUGAUAAAUAUGUUAAAAAAAGAUUACCACGAGUAGCCCCAACAAGAUGGGAAUACAAUGAUCGGCUGGUUCAAACAGUUUUCAAUUAUUUGAAGGAUCUAGUCGUUUUUUUUGAAAGUAUGAUUGAUGAAGAAUCUGAUAUUGUUUGGGAUAAUGAUGUUCUAAUAACAUCUCGUGGCUAUUUAAAUAUAUUAAAUGAUGCAAAUUUUCUAAUUUUGUUAUAUUUUCUUCAAGAAGUUUUUCCAGAAUCUGAUUUAUUAUUUGAUAUACUUCAAACUAAAAUUAACGAUGUAUCAUAUUGUCUUAAAAGUAUUAACGAUUUCAGAAAUUCAGUUUAA